Capronia epimyces CBS 606.96 is the source of this 1764-nucleotide messenger RNA. RefSeq lists its product as uncharacterized. Bases 1 to 1764 code for a protein of 587 amino acids. Gene Ontology annotation, biological process: cytoplasmic stress granule assembly; P-body assembly. NCBI's taxonomy places the organism in Eukaryota, Fungi, Ascomycota, Eurotiomycetes, Chaetothyriales, Herpotrichiellaceae. The transcript is spliced from 3 exons. The record is from RefSeq and is a predicted model, not a curated record. Gene Ontology annotation, molecular function: mRNA binding. Gene Ontology annotation, cellular component: P-body.
AUGGACAUGGACCACCUCAUUGGCCAGCGGUUCAACCUCAUCUCCAAAAGUGAAAUUCGAUACGUCGGUACUCUCCACGAAAUCAAUCCUGAGCAGUCCACCAUCGCCUUGGAAAAUGUCUAUUCCUUCGGUACAGAAGAUCGCAAAGUCGAAAAAUUCGUCCCUCCUUCGCAACAGAAAUAUGGCUUCAUUAUCUUCCGAGGAAGCGAUGUCAAAGACAUCAAGAUUGCUGAGGAAGAGCAAUCACAACCCUCUCCGCCUCCAGCCAUGCCCAAUGAUCCCGCCAUACUGAAUGCUUCUCGACCGGGCCCACCACUCGAUGGUCCACCACGAGAUGGUCCUUUUUCGCCUCCGGGCUAUCCUCCUCAUCCUGGCUUUGGUGGCUUUUACCCUCCUCCCGGUCAGUUUGGUCGGGGUUAUGGUCCUCCUCCAGCAGGCUUUGGUCCCGGACCAGGCUUCCCACCGUACGGUCCUCCACCUCCCGGAUACUUUGGUCCCCCUGGCGGUCAAGGCUUCCCACCUGGUCCUGGUCCAGGGCCCGGUCCAGGGCCUUUCCAGCUUCCUCCACCUCCCAUUGGACCCCCUGGCCAACGGAACAUUCCUCAACACUCAGCACCUCCGCAACAAGCCCCAGAGCCCAAUGUACGCUCUUCUGCUCCAUCCUCAACCCUGACUUCAGAAUUACCCGACAACAAGGCUGCAAAGCCUGCACCCUCUGUACCCUCUGCACCCUCCAAAGAUGCACAAGCCCCUGUCCCUCCUCAAGCAAAACCCACCACAGCAGGAAAUGCCGAUAAAGCCGCUCCACCAACUGCUGCAGCACCACCGUCAGCCCCUGCACCUACGGGUCCAAAGGUCAAUCGAGUUAUACCAGCAGUGCCAUUCCAGGUCAAUCAAAAAUCUUUCACACCCCCAGUCCAAUCUGCAGCCGUUACGUCGACCGAUGGGGCUUCUGCAGCCAAAUCUUCGAAACCAGUUCCCUCUCAAGCUGCGAUGGACGAUGCGGCUCGGCAAGCGAAGGAGGCCGUUGCAGCGGCUAUGGCGAAACUCAAUCCCCAGGCGACAACGGCACAGGGCAAGUCUACGUCAUCAGCACAAGCUAUAGAUGCAUUGUCCAAGAGAGUGGCUGAAAUGUCGACAUCUGGCACCGCUAAUGGCACAGCCCGCGGUGGGAGAGGAGGAAUCCGAGGCACCCGAGGUGGCAAUUAUCCACGUGGUGGUGGAGGACCCAAGAAGAUGGAGAUUCCCAAUUCUGAUUUCGACUUCGAAUCCGCAAACGCCAAAUUCAAAAAGGAAGACCUGGUCAAAGAGGCAAUCGCAUCGGGAUCUCCACCUGUUGUCGGAGCGGAUGAGAACGGUCCCGCUGAAUUGGGUGAAGAUAAAUCAACCGACGCGCUAGAAAGAAAGGAUAACUUGUCUGCUUCUGGAGUAGGAUACAACAAGUCCACUUCAUUCUUCGAUAAUAUCUCGUCCGAAGCCAGAGAUCGUGGAGAAGGACAUGAUGGACGGGCCAUUGCUAGACAGGUACGAAGUGAAGAGUUUAGGAAGAAUAUUGAGACUUUUGGACAGGCAAAUGUCGACUCUGGUUUCCGUGGACGAGGCAGAGGAGGUGGGUAUGGGCGAGGACGACCGUAUGGUGGCACCUACCGUGGUGGCUACAAUCGAGGAUUUGGAAACAAUGGAUAUCGAGGAAAUCGAGGACGUGGUGGCCAAGGCCAAGGGCAGGGUCAAGAUGCGGCCGACCAGCCUGCUGCACAGUCAUAG